AUGGCUACUAUCGCAGUUUUAGGUGUUAACGGCUUCUUAGGUAAAUCAGUUAUUGAAGGUUUAUUAUCAGAACCAUUCAUUUCAAAAAUUAAAGCUCCAAUCCGUAUUUUAACUACUUCAGAUAAAAAACCAGUUGAAUCAUCAAAUGUUCAAUAUAUUAAUGUCAAAGAUCAAAAAUUAGAUUCACAUUUAGAAGGUGUUGAUGCUUUCAUAAACUUAGUUGGCUUCCCACAUGGUGCUACUGAAGAUAUUAUUAAAGCUGCUGUCUCUGCUAAAGUUAAAUUAUAUAUCCCAUCACAAUUUGGUACCAACGUUGAAGCUGCUCAAUCAACCUUACCACACUUUUUACAAGGUAAAGUUGAUCAUUCAGAACAAGCUAGAGCUGCUGGUUUGAAAACUGUUGAUUUCAAUACCUCAUUGUUCUAUGCUAACUUUGGUGGCCCAUAUCUUUCACCAUUAGUUACAUUAGAUGGUACUAAAGCCACAGUUUUAGGUGAUGGUAAAACAUUAAUCAACCCUUCAGUUUUAGCUGAUAUUGGUAAAGCUGUUGCUUCUGCUGUUACUUUUGAUGAUUACUCAAAAUUACCAAACAAAAUUAGAAUUUAUUCUGAUAGAGUAACUGUUGAUGAUUUAAUUGCUAAAUAUGAAAAGGACCAUGAUGUUAAAUUAACUCAAGAGCAUACUUCAGAUCAAGAAUUCCUCAAAACUGUUGUUGAAAAAUAUAACAAAGAUGGCUUCAACCCAGCUGAUUUCGUUAGUUAUUUAGCUGCUGUUUUCAUUGCAGGUGAAGGUAAAGGUAACAUUUAUGAAAGUGCUAAUGAAAAAGAAAUCAUUAAUCCAAAUGAAUCUUUAUUUAAAUGGACUGAAUUAGCUGAUUUCCCAAAACUCUAG
Messenger RNA from Hansenula ciferrii, 891 nucleotides. RefSeq names its product Isoflavone reductase. Bases 1 to 891 code for a protein of 296 amino acids. The record is from RefSeq and is a predicted model, not a curated record. NCBI's taxonomy places the organism in Eukaryota, Fungi, Ascomycota, Saccharomycetes, Phaffomycetales, Wickerhamomycetaceae. The transcript has a single exon.